Messenger RNA from Penicillium daleae, 558 nucleotides. RefSeq lists its product as uncharacterized. The annotation marks the transcript as partial. The transcript has 3 exons. NCBI's taxonomy places the organism in Eukaryota, Fungi, Ascomycota, Eurotiomycetes, Eurotiales, Aspergillaceae. Gene Ontology annotation, molecular function: oxidoreductase activity. The record is from RefSeq and is a predicted model, not a curated record.
AUGGUGAACUCCGCUGAGAAACUUUUUGGCAAGAAGGUUUUGGUUGUCGGGGGCAGCUCUGGAAUUGGUUACGGGGCAGCAAGUAUUAUUCUUGACUAUGGCGCUAUUGUUACAAUAGUAUCUUCAUCGGAGGAGAAGAUUCAGUCAGCAAAAAAGCGACUAGGCAGCGAUGAGGUCCGAGGGGCUGUAGGAGAUGUUCGAGAGGAAGCUGCUUUCACCAAUCUUUUACAAUAUUUGGGGCCCUUUGACCAUGUCAUAUUCUGCGGUGUGGAUAAAAUCAUCAGGGGAGAUAUCGUCGACGCAAAUCUCGAUGAUGCCAAGCAUCUCUUUGGGGUGAAGUUCUGGGGCGCUGUGGUAGUGGGCAAAGCGGCUGCAAAGUUCGACAUAAUCAACCGCGGUGGUUCUCUCACUCUCACCUCUGGGGCAGCAGCAUUAAAACCAGGAAAAGGUGCUGCGAUUGGCGGGGCACUCAACGGUGCAGUGGUAUCGCUCACGCAGGGAUUAGCAAGUGAACUAGCUCAUAAAGGGAUACGGGUUAAUACUGUUGUUCCUGGACUG